Galendromus occidentalis (western predatory mite) is the source of this 1401-nucleotide messenger RNA. RefSeq names its product acid-sensing ion channel 1. Lineage: Eukaryota; Metazoa; Arthropoda; Arachnida; Mesostigmata; Phytoseiidae. The record is from RefSeq and is a predicted model, not a curated record. Gene Ontology annotation, molecular function: ligand-gated sodium channel activity. Gene Ontology annotation, biological process: sodium ion transmembrane transport. Bases 1 to 1401 code for a protein of 466 amino acids. Gene Ontology annotation, cellular component: plasma membrane. The transcript has 13 exons.
AUGGAAAUUACUCUGCAUGGUGUUAUUCGCUUGUUUGUAUGGCUAGUAUCAUUGGGGGGAUUCUCCUACCAGGCCCUGACGAUGCUCGAGAUGUAUUUCAAGUACCCCUUCUCUGUUACUGUGGUUGAGCAGCUCCAGAGUGGAAUCCUCUUCCCCGCAGUCACGAUAUGCUCCGAAAACUGGAUCAAUCGAACCAGACUGUGCGAGGCAUCUCCUGAACAUUGUUCGGCGGAUUUCUCCGCUAAUGUAGGAAGUCACUACAAGAUCGAAUACGAUUUCGAUCUCCAGAACGAUGUGGCUCUCAAACCCCAAGAGACCCUCGAGUGUUAUAUGAGAUCGAAUGACCCGACUUGUUUAGCUUUCACCUGUUUCGGAGCUGUACGACGUUCCUACUACCGUCAUCCAGGACACAUGUGUUAUACGUUCGACCUUCUAUUGACCGAUGAACGUCGCGACUCUUACUUGGCGUGCAAGUCUCCCUGGACCUGGGAACUGACUCUCAACGUCAUCUGGAGCGCGGAGAAGACCAUGGCACUUCAGAACGAUCAGAGCUUCCCCGUGAUCGUCCACAGACCCGAAACGACGCCCCCCGAUAAACUCUCCUCGCUCAUAGCCGAAGCCGGUAUGUCCUACGUCCUGUCGGUGACACAACAGGCAACUAAGAGAUUGCCACCCCCCUACGCCUCGGCCUGUACGGACUACAUCAAAGAAGGCAUCGCGCUCGAAAUGGGCGGCUAUCAAAGUCAAGACACCUGUUUGCAAAAGUGUCGAAUGUCCCUAGAGAGCCGCUUCUGUGGCUGCGUGAGCCCCCUCUACGAAUAUUCAGCCUUCUUCGGGAAAGACCCGUGUCCACCGGACAGGGAUGAGAAGUGCCAGACUGAACUCGAGCAGAACAGGACCUACUCGAAAUGCCACAAAAUAUGCAGAGCGCCUUGCGAAGAGACGAAUUACGACGUACGUCUGACGGGCAUGUCAGUCAUACCGGAGGGAACAAACGUCGGAUUCGAGCGCUUCUUCAUCAAAGUGAAGUUUUCUUCGGACACGCAGAAAACCUUCCUCUAUCAACCAAAGCUCUCGAUUGUAGAAGUAUUCGGCUACAUGGGAGGUUAUCUCGGAAUGUGGCUCGGAUUCUCUCUAUUCUCGAUACUUUCCGGUCUUGAGGACAAAUUCCACCAGUUCCUAUUACGGCGGUCGGAGAUACUACGCGGAAUCACUGUACCGAUGACGGCGAACGGAACCUUCAAGCGAGAUCCCGAGAUCAAACCUGAGAUCGAAGGUUACAACGACUCGGUGAGGCGGAGAUUCAUGGUCAGAGAGUGGGAUGCGGAUACGCUGAGAAUUCUGGACCCGUUCGUACUCGCGUACGCAUCGUUGUUCUUCAAGAGCAAACACGAUGGAUGA